CAGUGCGGGUCUUGGUUUAGCGCUCGGUCUUUUCUCCGUGAAACGGCAGGCACCAGCGAGAAGCCACGAGAGCCCUACCCAUCGUCACUCUGGUGGGAACCAACUCGACGUAGACUCUUUUCUCCUUUCUCCACCUUCAAUCCGACACUGGAAUACCUAAUUCUUCGCUUCUCCCUUUCAAAUUGGGUCUGGGUCUAAUGGCUGAUGAGCAAAUUGAUUUUGAGGACGAAGAAUAUGGAGGGGCUCAAAAGUUGCACUUCCAGGGAAGUGGUGCCAUUCCUGCUAUUACGGAAGAAGAAAUGGGGGAGGAUGAUGAGUAUGAUGAUCUUUAUAAUGAUGUGAAUGUUGGUGAGAAUUUCCUACAGAUGCAUCGAUCUGAACCACCUGCUCCCCCUGCUAACAUGAACAACGGGGCAUUCCAAACUUCUAAUGCUCCCGAAUCAAGAGUUGAGGCACCAGCCGGGGGUGGUGGCGUUAGUGUGCAAGGGGUAAACAUACCUGGAGUUGUUGCUGAAGGGAAAUACUCUAAUCCUCCAACACAUAUUCAAGAGAAAAAUGAGGUUCCUGGUAUAGUUAAGGGGCCAGAAAAUGGUUCAGCUGCGUACUUGGAUGUAUCUGCUUCACAAAAGGGUAAGGUCAUGGAGAUUGUACGUGAUACCCAAGUUCGUAGUAUGGGAUUUCAAGGAGCAGCUUCAAUAUCACCCAGUAUCGGGGUUAAUCCUUCUGAUACAACUAGAAAGGUUCCCAUGGAGCCUCAACCUAUGCCAAGUACUGGAACAGGUAGUCUGACAGGUGCUCCACAGAUGCCAGCUAAUCCUAUGAACAUGAACAUGGAUACCAAUAUCAUAAGUGGAAAUCAGAUAAGGCCUCCUGUAGACAAUGGUGCAACUAUGCUGUUUGUUGGAGAAUUGCAUUGGUGGACGACUGAUUCAGAGCUUGAAAGUGUUUGUUCUCAGUACGGGAGAGUCAAGGAGAUUAAGUUCUAUGACAAAAGGGCUAGUGGUAAGUCAAAGGGUUACUGCCAAGUUGAGUUCUAUGAAGCAGUCUCUGCUGCUGCUUGCAAAGAGGGAAUGAAUGGAUUUUUGUUCAAUGGCCGAGCUUGUGUUGUGGCCUUUGCUUCUCCACAAACAAUAAAGCAAAUGGCAGCUUCCUACAUGAACAAGAAUGACAAUCAGCCUCAGGCACAGACACAGGCAAGGAGGCCUAUGAAUGAUGGUGCUGGAAGGGGUGGUGCAAUGAAUAAUUAUCCAGUUGGAGAUGGUGGGAGAAAUUUUGGAAGGGGUGGAUGGGGACGUGGUGCACCAGGUGUUCUCAACAAAGCUCCGGGGGUUGGAGGACCAAUUAGGGGAAGAGGCAUGGGUGCUAAGAGUAUGAUGGGGGGUGGUGCUGGUGUUGGAGGCGGCAUCAAUGGGGGAGGCUAUGGACCGGGGCUAGGUGGUCCUGCAUUUGGUGGUCCUGGUGCUGGAAUGAUGCCUCCACAGGCAAUGAUGGGAGCUGGAUUUGAUCCAACAUACAUGGGUAGAGGGGCUGGUUAUGGAGGCUUUGGAGGAGCUCCUAGCUUUCCAGGCAUGCUUCCUCAAUUUCCAUCAGUUAACACGAUGGGACUUGCUGGGGUAGCUCCUCAUGUCAACCCAGCAUUCUUUGGUCGCGGUAUGGCUCCUAAUGCUAUGGGGAUGAUGGGUGGUACUUCAGGAAUGGAAGGGCCAGGCAUGGGAAUGUGGUCUGAGACUGGCAUGAGUGGAUGGGGAGAAGAGCAUGGAAGAAAGACUAGAGAAUCAAGUUAUGGUGCUGAAGAUGGUGCUUCUGACUAUGGCUAUGGGGAGGCAAGUCAUGAAAAGAAUGGACGCUCAAGUGCUGCCCCUCGGGAGAAAGAGAGACCUUCUGGUCGUGACUGGUCGGGGACGUCUGAUAGGAGGCACCGUGAGGAGAGGGAGCAGGAAUGGGACAGAUCUGAAAGGGAUCAUCGGGAGCCCCGUCACAGGGAGGAAAAAGAUAGCCAUAGAGAUCACCGAAAGAGAGAACGUGACUCAGGUUAUGAUGAUGACUGGGAUAGGGGCAAGUCUUCUUCUAGGCAUCAGAGUAGGUCGCGUGCAGUGCCUGAAGAAGAUCACAGAUCAAGGUCACGGGAUGCGGAUUAUGGAAAGAGGAGACGUCAGCCAUCAGAGUGAUACAAGUUGACUAUACGUUUACAUGAGGACUUAUUUCUGUCCUCGUGGCUCCAAAACAACAUCAGCCUUUGCAGUUUCUGCAUUCUACCUUAAACUGCAGAAAGUGACCUCUUGGGGGAAGAAGGAGUGCAGUGGACUACUCCUAUUUUUUCAAUGAUUGAAUUCAACUGUUAUGGUUGCCUGGAGGAAGAUGUGUUAGAUGGCUGUCUUCAUUGGAUUCCUCCCUUUGUAGUAGUUUGUUUUUCCAAAGGUUUCGAAAGAAGCCUCAAUUGUCAUUGGCUCAUGACGACCUGGUGUCGUUUUUUGAUGUAAAUCACCAUUGUCUGUCUCAAAAUGUGUAACUGGGUCCUUGGCAUGUAAGUGGCCUCCUUUUAAUAGCAUCUUUUUUCUUCUUCUGUAUUUUGCCCUCUGAGUCAGCUUGUAUUGCUGCAAGGUCCAUAUUUGUACAUGACAAACCCCCUUGUAAUUUCCUUAUGUAAUCUGUUAUGCCCUAGAAGAGCCGGAGUAGAGGCCGCAAAUAGUUCAUAGUGACUGCCCUUAUGUAAUCUGGUCACUAGUCACUACAAGUCACAACCCAGGUGGCUGGGACUGAACAAAUUUUGGUUUGCUGAGGUCAUAUUAUGCAGUUCUGUCUCUGUAUCGGCACCUAUACAUGUAUUAGUUGCAUUCUAUAUAGCAAUUUUUGUGUGCAUAUCACAUGUUUAAUCUGUGCAAGAGAUUGUAGAUUUCUUCCAUUGACAUGGGACAUUGUAGAGAAUCUGAUUUAGUGUAUGAUUGAUAGGUAGCUUCUUUGCAGUUUUUGUACUAAUGUAGUUCCUUUCUCUUGUGUGAAAGUGCACAAUUGUGCAUUUUUCGGUCUGUGUCUCGGCAUGGAUUCCCCAAGAAGCGGUUCAGUUUUGUAGGUUUUGUUUGCCGAUCAAUUGUUGUUGCUACAUUUGUUAUUAACCCGAUAGUUUGAUGCUUGGAUUGUGAUUUGUAUUUCGGAGGAAGGGGGAAUUUGCAGGAGCUGAAGUUGUAGAAUUGAUUGGGGACUGUUGGAGUCGUUGUAUAGACAAGUUCAGUGCCUUGCGCUUCUUUUCUGUUUAUGCAUCCAUUUCAC
Molecule: messenger RNA, 3267 nt
Organism: Linum tenue
Lineage: Eukaryota; Viridiplantae; Streptophyta; Magnoliopsida; Malpighiales; Linaceae
Source: the annotation of a GenBank genome assembly